Periophthalmus magnuspinnatus is the source of this 2014-nucleotide messenger RNA. It is a transcript of the gene ctsl.1, whose product is annotated as cathepsin L.1. The record is from RefSeq and is a predicted model, not a curated record. Gene Ontology annotation, molecular function: cysteine-type endopeptidase activity. Gene Ontology annotation, cellular component: lysosome. Lineage: Eukaryota; Metazoa; Chordata; Actinopteri; Gobiiformes; Gobiidae. The coding region runs from base 31 to 1995 and encodes 654 amino acids. The transcript has 14 exons. Gene Ontology annotation, biological process: immune response.
ACUUCUGUGCACCUGUUGUGAUCUGUCAGGAUGAAGCUGCUGUUGGGGUUUGCUGCUUGUCUGCUCGUGGGCAGCUGUGCCAGUGUCUCUCUGGAAGACCUGGAGUUCCACGCAUGGAAGCUUAAGUUUGACAAGACGUACAGCUCCCCCUCAGAGGAGGCUCAUCGCAGAGAUGUGUGGCUGCAGAACCGUAAGAUGGUGCUGGUUCACAACAUGCUGGCUGACCAGGGCAUCAAGUCCUACCGCCUCGGGAUGAACUACUUCGCUGACCUGGAAAACGUAGAGUACAAGAGCCUGGUGUCCCGGGGAUGCCUGAGGUCCUUCAACAGCUCCCUGCCCCGUCACGGCUCCACCUUCCUGCUCACACCUGGACUCUCAGACCUGCCUGCCUCUGUGGACUGGAGGGACAAGGGCUACGUCACCCCAGUCAAGGACCAGAAGCAGUGUGGCUCCUGCUGGGCCUUCAGUGCUACGGGCUCACUGGAGGGCCAGACCUUCAGGAAGACGGGUAAACUGGUGUCUCUGAGUGAGCAGCAGCUGGUGGACUGCUCUGGAGACUAUGGGAACAUGGGCUGUAUGGGAGGACUGAUGGACCAGGCCUUCGAGUACAUCCAGGCCAAUGGAGGCAUCGACACAGAGGACUCCUACCCCUAUGAGGCCGAGGAUGGGAAAUGCCGUUACGAUCCUUCCAAAAUCGGCGCCACGUGCACGGGCUACGUGGACAUAAAGAGCGGAGACGAGGACGCGCUGCAGGAGGCCGUGGCCACUGUUGGACCCGUCUCUGUGGCCAUUGAUGCUUCUCACGAGUCCUUCCAGUUCUACGAAUCAGGAGUGUACGACGAGCCUCACUGCAGCAGCUCCGAACUGGACCACGGGGUUCUGGCCGUGGGCUAUGGGUCGUCCGACAAGGGGGAUUUCUGGCUGGUCAAGAACAGCUGGGGAGAGAGCUGGGGGAACAAGGGCUACAUCAUGAUGACCAGGAACAAGCACAACCAGUGUGGCAUCGCGACAGCUGCCAGCUACCCCCUGGUCGGCUUCUCCACCGAACAGAGGCAGUGUGGGAAGGGAACCUAUGAGAACAGGGCUGGGGACAAGACGUACAGCUCCCCCUCAGAGGAGGCUCAUCGCAGAGAUGUGUGGCUGCGGAACCGUGAGCUGGUGCUGGUUCACAACAUGCUGGCUGACCAGGGCAUCAAGUCCUACCGCCUCGGGAUGAACUACUUCGCUGACCUGGAAAACAAAGAGUACAGGAACCUGGUGUCCCGGGGAUGCCUGAGGUCCUUCAACAGCUCCCUGCCCCAUCACGGCUCCACCUUCCUGCUCACACCUGGACUCUCAGACCUGCCUGCCUCUGUGGACUGGAGGGACAAGGGCUACGUCACCCCAGUCAAGGACCAGAUGCAGUGUGGCUCCUGCUGGGCCUUCAGUGCUACGGGCUCACUGGAGGGCCAGACCUUCAGGAAGACGGGUGAACUGGUGUCUCUGAGUGAGCAGCAGCUGGUGGACUGCUCUGGAGACUAUGGGAACACGGGCUGUGACGGAGGAUUCAUGUACAAGGCCUUCGAGUACAUCCAGGACAAUGGAGGCAUCGACACAGAGGACUCCUACCCCUAUGAGGCUGAGGAUGGUAACUGCAGGUAUAACCCCUCUCACAUUGGAGCCACGUGCACAGGCUACAUGACAAUCAGCAGAGGAGAUGAGUACGCACUCCAGGAGGCUGUGGCCACCGUUGGACCGGUCUCUGUGGGUAUUGAUGCUUCUCAGGAGACCUUCAUGCUCUAUCAGUCAGGAGUGUACGAUGAGCCCGAAUGCAGUAGCAGCGACUUGAACCAUGGUGUUCUGGCUGUGGGCUACGCCAGCCUUGGAAAUCAGGAAUACUGGAUAAUCAAGAAUAGCUGGGGAGAGGGCUGGGGAGAAGGAGGCUACAUCAAGAUGAGCCGAAACAAACAGAACCAGUGCGGCAUCGCCAGUUUAGCCAGUUACCCCCUGGUCUGAGCAGACCAGGACCAACUGC